Molecule: messenger RNA, 507 nt
Organism: Neoarius graeffei (lesser salmon catfish)
Lineage: Eukaryota; Metazoa; Chordata; Actinopteri; Siluriformes; Ariidae
Gene: urp1
Product: urotensin-related peptide 1
Exons: 5
Coding region: 1-405 (134 amino acids)
Biological process (GO): blood vessel diameter maintenance; regulation of blood pressure
Cellular component (GO): extracellular region
Molecular function (GO): hormone activity
Source: RefSeq, a predicted model, not a curated record
AUGCUGUCUGUGGCACUGCUCUACAUUUUGGCCAUGGUUUUCCCUACAGCUAAUGCAUUACCUUUAUACUCAGAUACAGCUUUGACACCACACGAAGACCUCCUUCAGAAACUGGUGACAGAAAUAGAGGACGGACAGAACGAUGACCUGAUUGCACAAAGAGACGUCAAAACGAUCCUUCCCGUCCUGCUUCACCAGGAAAGAGACAGAGACACUUGGUCUAAAGGAGUGAAAGAGAAUCUCCAACAGGAGAAAAUGAACAACAUGGUGGAUGACUUAAAAGAAGUCGUCAGGAAAUUAGCAGCAGCAGAUAACCUGCGCUCUCAAGGCUUCCUUCGAUCUGAGCAGAACUUACCCAAACCCAACAAGAGAGCCUGUUUCUGGAAAUACUGUGUAACAAACUAGGAGUCCUGAGGGAAUGAUGGAGGAACAGACACCAAAAAGGUCACGUUUGUCUUCUUCCUUAGACAUCAAUCCAGCAGCCCUAGCUCUUUAACAAUGUGUUUA